AUGGCAGACUUUAACUUCCCCGGAGUCGAUCUCAGUGAUCCUUUUCUUCCAUCUCCCGGUUCAGUAUCUGUUUAUAGCCCGUUCGAAUACAGUACUCCUAAAGUUGCCGUCAAACCACCCCAUGACUACGGGACAUUUACCUAUCCUCUCACGCCUAUAGAUGAAAGACCUGGUCCCAUCUUAUUACCUUUACGAUCACGAAAUUGCUCUUCAAAUUCGCCUCCCUCUCUUUCUUUCUCUCGUUCUUCUAGUACCUCGUCCAAAUUUUCUUUUUCCUCGUCUGCUUCAGAUAUUGAUUGCAAUCGGCUGUCGAAUACCAAGUGGGCAUCCCCUACUUCUUUUCCUCACUUUGCGUCAUUGCCACUGGAUAUUCAGAGAACCAUUUGGAGGCAUUCGUUACCCAAACCACAAAUUAUCGAAAUACAUCAAUACACAAAAUCCACACCACGAUCAUCCUCUUCCUUCUCAACCACAACAAAACAAGAUGAAGAAACUCUCCCAUCCUUGACAACUCGCAAUCCCCUUCCAAUCGCCCUACACAUAAACCGCCUCUCUCGUCGCUUCGCUCUCUCUAUCUUGACUCCACUCUCCUUCGCUCACCCUUACUUUCUCCCUUCAAAUCCAUACGCUUACAUAAACUAUGUUCAAGAUACCAUAUUUAUCUCUUCUCAUACUCUCUACCCCGAUCUCGGAAAUCAUAUCUUGUAUUCCAGGAAUUUACAUAUGAUUCGAUACUUGGCCCUAGAGUUUGAAGUAUGGUGCGAGUUACUUGGCGAUAAUCAUUUUGUUAAUGCACUUUUGGAGAUGGAGGGUUUGAUCAGUAUUGAGAUUAUUUUUGAGAGACAACCAGGAUCGCUUUCUUUCUGUUCUGAUCUUUCAUCCAAUAACGAAUCGUCAAUAUUAUCGAGACAGCUUGAAGAAUCUAUAAUGAAUUGGGGGAUCACACAUCAAGUUCAAGAUCUUAGGUUUGUAGAACCAACAAGAAAUGAGGAAAGAAACUUGAAAGUUAUAUUCGAAAGAGAAUGCGAAAAGAAAUGGUUGUGGGGAAGAGUGAGUGGAUGGGAAGAUGUAAGAGAGAAAUUGAGUUUCAGGUGGAAAGAAGAGGAGAGCAAAAGUAUGGUGCAGAGUCGCGUUUACGAAGAAACAAACGACAAUGAAAACAAAUCUUAUAAACCUUUACCAUCCAGGUUGAGAGCAAAGGAUAAUCACCCAACCGGAUUUUUCGGAAUCAGCUCUGAGGCAGCAGCAUGCAUGGGAGAUGAACACGAGGAAUUAGACCAGGGAUUAGAAAGUCUAAUGAAUAGCGUGGAUGAUGUUAUAAUGGAUUACGGAUAUGUAGCGCAAGGACGAGGAAGAUGGGUUGAUGGGAAGGACACAUAUGCGGAUCAAGAUGAUGCAUAUAGCGAGAGUAACUAUUCGCGAUGCUCGGCGAGUUUCGAAGAUGAUUCUGAUUUGGAGGGGUGGAUUUAA
Botrytis fragariae is the source of this 1470-nucleotide messenger RNA. RefSeq lists its product as uncharacterized. The transcript has a single exon. The record is from RefSeq and is a predicted model, not a curated record. Lineage: Eukaryota; Fungi; Ascomycota; Leotiomycetes; Helotiales; Sclerotiniaceae. The coding region runs from base 1 to 1470 and encodes 489 amino acids.